Molecule: messenger RNA, 1763 nt
Organism: Onychostoma macrolepis
Lineage: Eukaryota; Metazoa; Chordata; Actinopteri; Cypriniformes; Cyprinidae
Exons: 4
Coding region: 364-978 (204 amino acids)
Source: RefSeq, a predicted model, not a curated record
UGGUCUUCUACAGGUGGGCUGUGUUACCUGUAGAGACGUCUGCACUCCUUUCAAACGCCGCUCAGAUGAGCAGGAUUCUACCGAUCGUUAAAAAGAACAUCAAACCCAGGAAGGAAGCUAACUGAGGAUCACUUUAUUAACCUACUUUACAGUUACAUUAAGGAAUUAACUCGGACAUAAGUGACAAAACAUUUUAAGGAUUGUGUUAAAAUCACGCAGAAUACACAGCGGUUGCUCUUCAACAGAAUGCUACAGUCUUGUGGGAGGGGCUAGUUUCACCGACAGGUAACUCUGAUUAUCGGUACACUUGCACGCGAAAAACAGGUUGUGAAUCCGGUCCAGCUUUCUCUUGAGCCCUCCAUCAUGAAGUUUCCUGCACUGCUGUUGGGUUUUGUCUUGGUGUGUAGUAUGGUUAUCGCUGGCUACAUCCACUCCAGACGAAAGCAGGAGACGCAACUGAGUAAACAGGCUUCAUUUACAGAUAUCAAGUUCAGAGUGACCAGAGAUGUUCUGGGAGAAUACCAAGAUCAGCUGAUCCAGUCCAAAACACUGCUGGAAAAGACUAAAAAAGAGGUGGACAGUCUAACCAAAGACCUGUCCGUAGCCAAGACCUUUGUAGAGAAGAAAAAAAGUGACAUUGCUACAUGUAAAGGAGAGACGAAACGAAUAACUGAUGAAACUGCUGCUGCAGAGUCAGAAAAGAAACACAUCCAGAGUGAGUUCGUAAAGGAGAAUUCUCAUUGGGGAACAGAGGUUCAAUCGCUAAAAAAACAAAUGGAGCAGUUGAGCACACUUUGCAAGUACAUCGACAAGACCUCUGAGGAGGGAAGGAAACUGUGUAAAAUAACCGAUGAGCCACAACAGCCAGAGGCAAAGCCCAAGGAGAUGCAAGCGGAAAAACCCAAGCCCGAGGAACCGAAACCAAAGGAACCAAAAGCUGAGGAGUCCAAAGAUAAACAGCCAAAAGUAGAUGUGUAGUGAAGAAAAACCAAGUGGAUGAGUAUGUGUGUGUUAGGGGAGUGGAGAGCAAUACCACAUCAGCGUCCGCUGGAGAAUUGAUAGGACGAUUAACUAACCUGAACAUCUUGCUUGGGUUGAUCUCCAGCAUUCCUCAGGCAUCCCUGAAAUGACACACUCUUUGGCUUCAAGAUUUGACUGACAGCAUCGCUUGUGGUCUGUCAUAUUUCUCCUGUCUUUAUGAGGAACAUGGGAUGAUGCAUGGGUAUUGUCUAUAUAUCAAUUGAAAUUUGAUGUCCACUUUACCCACAAAUAAAUUAUGAAAAACAUGUAUUCAUUUUUUUUAAAAACUCAAUUUCCUUUUUUUUUUUUUUUUUUCAGAAAAAGAGUGUUGGGUUUCUUUGCUUUCUGGGUGUGUUUGAUUUUUUUUUUUUUUAAUUGUAAUUAUUUUUAAAAAAAUUAUUAUUUAUUUAUUUUUCCCCCUGUAGUUUACCUUUCCUGUGUUACAGUGUCAUUCUGACCCUCCCUCAGGCUCAUGCAUACGUCCCGCUUGUAUCGACCAAUGGGAAAACUCUGACCCUCUUACUGUCACACCUAAUCAUCCUCACUCUGUUACCCCGGUUACUAUUGUUAUGCAGUCCUGACAACUCCGAGUUUAACCAAUCUGAGCCUUCAGUGAAGCAGAAAACCAGUUACGUAGUUGUAAGAGUUGCUUACUCUUGUUCUUUGUUGUAAGUUUUGGUUUUAUGCGGACAUAUUGUGAUAUCUGAUGUAAAAUAAAAAUAAAGUCAGAGUAUGAUUCAACA